UCUUUCAAAAAAUAGUUUAAAACUAGAUGUAAAAAGUUUGCAAUAGUUAAAGCUAUUCGAAAUGUCAGCUGAUCAAGAUCAGAAUGAACAAGAUCUGUCCAAUUUGUUGGGCAUAUCAAAGCAACUUGGGAAGAAUAGAAAUCGCACUAGUACUACCUUACUGGCUUUGCAAGAGACUAUAAAAGAAAAGCAGGUGAAAUUUAAAGAAUUAAGAGCGGCUAGAUAUCAAGAAUUGCAGUUACCACAAAGACACGUGUGUGAUAUGGUAGCUAUGUAUUUGGGCCUCGAUCCGAACCUCAUUAUGGAAGGAGCUAUAGACGACGACACUUACAUACACUUACUAAAUUACUUUUUGGACAAGAACGGAACUAGGGCCAUUUUAAUCAUAUAUCAAGAUGGUCCUCCAUAUCCUAUAGAAACUGGACGAUAUAAUCCUGUUACCAAAGGUCCCAUUAAACGAAUAUAUGUCACAAGAGGGAUAAAAGAAACGCUAAAAGAAAAAGCUGUAGCGGUUUAUAAAGUUAAACGGAUCACUCUAGAUUUAAAAAACAUAAACGACGAAAUAUUUUUUACUGAAAUGGACUUGAGCAGAGGAACAAAAAACUGCGCCUCAAUAGCCUACGAAAUAUUUGCUGAAUUAAUCGAUCCCCCGUUGAAAAUGUCGAAAGAAUGGGGAGACCUGCCCAAAACUGCUAUGGGAAGAAUGCAGAAGCUAAAUUUUUUGGGCGAUUUUGAUUCGUUUGUUAAAUUUCUUGACAAGACCAAGCUAGAUUUGGAAGGCAUCGUUUUAUUUACGAUCGAUGAAGAACUUGCUGACUUAUUAGCGAACGAGGCCGAUAGAUCGAAAUAUUAUUUUAACAAGGCUUUUAUUCAAAGGGUGGAAUCUCAAGUGAGAAUAUGGAACAAAUUAAUAGAAAGGUGUCUAGUACAAUAUCAACAAGUUAGGAGUGAAAACGAGUUUGUGGGUCCGAACGUGGAAGUGGAGUAUUGGCGACGCCAACUAACAAGGUUUACGAGCAUCGUGGAAUUCGUGGAUACCGAGCGCUGUAAUUAUUUUAUUAAGUUCUUAAAGGCUUGUUUUGGUGGCGAGAUUUGUAAGAUUUGGAAAAAGCACGUGAAUCUGGUAUACGAUACUCGAAACGAAUGCGCUGACAACUUGAAAUAUCUCUACUCGAUGGAAAAAUAUUGGGAACCGUUGUAUAGGUUGGAUCCUCCUCAAAUAGUGCCCCACAUACCGCCUUUGCUCUACGCCGUAAGAAUGGUCUUUACCACGUCCAGAUAUUACAACAGUACCGCCAAUAUAACGGCGAUUUUGGUGAAAAUAUCGAAUCAGAUUAUCAAGAAAUGUAGAGACUAUUUGGACUGCGAGGGAACGAAAACUGUGUGGAAUCAGCUUAAGAUAGUUGUAUUGGAUAAAAUUAAGACCUGUUUAGAUGUCUAUCUAAAAUACUACCAGUGUUUCAAAAGAACCCAAAAACAAAUGGAGGAAAAGGGAGAGAAGCAUUUUGACUGUUCGGAAAGUUUUAUAUUUGGUAAAUUCGAGACGUUUAAAAAAAGAUGCGAACAGAUUGUUUACGUAUUACAAACGACUGUCAAGUAUUCGAUCCUUCAACAAAGCACUAUCGAAGGUAUUGAUGUUUAUGCCCAGAAAUUCAAAGACUUUUUCACCGAAAUUUCAACUCAAAAGUACGACGCCUUGAACCAUCGUUUACCCUAUUUCGAAAAAGACUUUAAUCAGUUUAAACAGAACGUGGUUGACACUGAAUGGGAACUUGAAGAAUUUGUGGGUGCCUCACUAGAGAAGAUGACGGACGUUGAUAAUAUAUUGCGACUGUUGAAAAGAUUUGAGAAAUUGGAUUUGGAAUGUUUGCAUCUAGAUGAAAGAUACCUAGAGGCGAUGAUGUUAUUCCAAUUUGAGAUUGAAACGUUACGAGAUAGAUACAACGAAGAAAGGCAGGUUCCUCAGCUUCCCAGAAAUAUGCCGCCUGUGAGUGGCCGAAUCAUGUGGAUAAGACAUUUCUAUGCUAGGAUUGCCGAACCGAUGGAUGUGUUUAAAACAAAAACACGGGUUAUGCAGCAUAGAAAAGUUCAAAAAUGUAUUCAGCUUUUUAAUGCAAUGUCAAUGUGCUUUGUUCAUUAUGAGAAUAUUUUUCACCAGGGUUGGUUCGAUUACACUGCUCAGGUGAGAAAUUGUUUAAUAAAACCUAUUAUGUGUAAAGAGGAGAAGACGAGAAGGUAUCAAGUUAACUACCAUCCUUAUAUUACGGAAGUUAUUCGUGAAGCUGAAUACAUGUACAAACUAGAUUUAGCUGUUCCAGAUGUAGGUCAAGUAUUAGUAUUUUGCAAAGAUAAACUUCUGGAUUCGUACGAAAUGGUGAAAGCCUUAAUAGCGCGAAACGACAAAAUCAGAUCGACCAUUCCUCCAUUAUUUCUACCGAUGAUGAAGAUGCAAAUGAUAAAAAUGGAAAACGCAUUUAUGCCCGGAUUUUCAACCAUUACAUGGACAUCUUUGAAAAUUCCAGAGUUUUGUAAAGAAGUAACCGAUGUACUGGACUAUAUUGAGAUGUUUGUCAAGGAGGUUAGAGAUAUGAAAGAAGCAAGAAUUGAUGAAGUACUAGAAGUCAUCGGUAAAACUUCGUUCGUGUAUUUACCCAACGAACCGCUUCCUCCCGCAGACUUUCUGCAACAAAAUAUUAAUUUUUCCAAUAGUUUAAUAAAGGAUCUUCAGUUGAAAUCAUCGACAAUGGAAAAAUGCGUCACUGAUUUAAUUAAUAAAUUUUUGAGCGUUAUUGAUACGCCGGAAUUACAGGCAAAUAAAUACAAAUGGCUCGAUGCAGAGAAAGCUGUGAGACCGAUUGGGUCAAAUUCUCGCUUGUUAACCACAGCAGAUGCAGCGUUUAAAGAGAUUGAUAGAAAUUCCCCGAUAGACUUGUCAAGCAUCCAUGCAGACUGUAUAGAAAUGUUUGCUUAUUUUAACAUGAAAUUUACCGACGCCAUGAUAAAGGCUACCAAGUAUUCGUUGGAGAAAAUUAAAAAACGCGCUACUAGUAUGGACGAAGAAAUUAUACCAUCAAUGACCACGUAUAUGAUAUUGCAAAUUCCGAUAGCCGCAAUUAGCCCGAGUCUUGAUGAAAUUCAGAAUUAUUUUUCGCAGGUCAUACAAAAUAUCUUGGACGUAAAUAAAUUCAUAUCCCUUUGGGGCCAAGAGGAACUGAAAUCGGCAAUGAAGAAAGAGACUAUUGGACCUAAGGCGAGAAAUUAUUACAAAGCGGUGUCCGAAAACAAAGAAAUUGUAAGGGUAUAUAUGAGCUUACAAGGAAUUAUGUAUGUUUUAACUCCCGACGUUAACAGUUUACUGGAAACUUACCUAAAAUGGAAGUAUCUAUGGGUCGAGGAUCGAGACCAAAUAAUCGAUGAUUUUUGUGAAAAGAGACCUUUAAUUGUAGAGAUAUCGGAAAAAUUUGCCGAAUACGAUAAUAGGGCUCAAGAAAUACGCGACUUACCAGAACAUCAUGACGUUGGAGCUAUUAGAAUUGCGAUGGAAAAAUUGAAAUUAGCAUUACUGGUCGAAUCGGAUGCUUGGAAAUAUAUUAUGGGUAAUAAUUUAAGCUGUAGAUAUAAGAAGAAACUGAACACUAUGGUGGACUUUAUUAAAACUCAAGAGAAAGUUUUGAAUAAACCAAUUAAGGACCUGGAUGACUGCAGGAAUGCAAUGGCUUGUUUGGCCACAAUUCGCGAGAACUUUAUAGAAAUGGAUUUAGAUCUUAGUCUCAUGGAGGAGGCUUAUGGUACAUUCUCCAAAUUUAAGAUUGACACUCCAAAAGAGGAUAUUGAACGAGUGGAAAGUUUGAGAUUUAAUUUCCAAAAUAUGAUAACCCACUCUAAAGCUGUCCAAGAAGAUAUAUGCACCGUUCAGGGCCCGCUCCUAGAAGAACUGACAAACGGCGUAGCUAAUUUUAAAGACGAAGUUGAGGUAUUUGAUAAUGAUUUUGAAGAAAAAGGACCAAUGAUACCGGGUCUUAGCGCUAGAGAGGCUAGUGAUAGAGUUUUAGCCUUUCAAGAUCGCUUUGACGAAUUGUGGAGAAAGUUUGAGAUGUAUAGCAGUGGUGAACGACUUUUUGGACUAGAAGUAAAUGAUUAUCCAAUUCUCCAUCAACGAAAGAAGGAAUUUACACUGCUAAACAAAUUGUAUGGAUUAUAUCUGGCAGUAAAUCACAGUAUCGAUGGUUACUUUGAUUUAUUGUGGAGUGAUGUAGAUACUGAAGUUAUUUUUGCCGAACUGCAAGAAUUCCAGAAUCGUUGUCGUAAAUUACCUAAGGGAAUGAAAGAUUGGCCCGCCUUCUUAGAUUUAAAAAAGAAAAUAGACGAUUUCAGUGAAACUUGUCCAUUAUUGGAACUUAUGGCCAAUAAGGCUAUGAAAGAGAGACACUGGAAACGUUUGACGAAUUUAACUGGCUACCAAUUUGAUGUGGAUUCUCCUACCUUUACAUUGAGAAAUGUGAUGGAAGCGCCUCUCUUAAAGAAUAAAGACGACGUAGAAGACAUUUGUAUCAGUGCAGUAAAGGAGAAGGAUAUAGAGGCCAAAUUAAAACAGGUCAUUGCCGAUUGGGCAGUUGUCGAAUUAUCGUUUUCCAGCUUCAAGUCUAGAGGAGAAUUACUUUUGAAAGGAACUGAAACGGGGGAAAUUAUCACUACUCUCGAAGAUAGCUUGAUGAUUAUGAAUUCGUUACUAAGUAAUAGAUACAACGCCCCAUUCAAGAAGGAUAUUCAGCUUUGGGUACACAAGCUUGUGACUACAUCGGAGAUUCUUGAAAGAUGGUUGAUCGUACAAAAUUUGUGGGUAUAUCUUGAAGCUGUUUUUGUUGGAGGUGAUAUAGCCAGACAGUUGCCCCAAGAAGCCAAACGAUUUAAUAACAUCGACAAAUCGUGGAUAAAGAUAAUGACCAGAGCUCAUGAGAUACCAAACGCUGUAGAAUGUUGUACUGGGGAUGAAACUAUGGGUCAGUUAUUACCUCAUCUUUUGGAACAACUCGAAACUUGUCAGAAGAGUUUAACUGGAUAUUUGGAGUCCAAAAGAUUAUGUUUCCCACGUUUCUUCUUCAUCUCCGAUCCGGUGCUCUUAGAAAUCCUUGGUCAGAGUUCGGAUCCAACCUCUAUACAAGCUCAUCUGCUCAGUUUGUUUGACGCUGUAUAUUCGGUUGAUUUUGAUGAAAAGAAAAUCGAUACUAUAGUAUGUAUGAAUUCCAAUCUUGGCGAGAAAGUAGUUUUUGAAAAACCCGUCGUUUGCCAAGGCGGUGUUGAAUUCUGGUUGAACAGUUUACUUUUUAUGGUUCGGGAAACGGUGAAAGGAGUUAUUGCCGCCCAAGCGCAAUGUCUGGUUGAUCCAGAUUAUGAUUUUAUUACCGGAAUGACUGCCUAUUGUGGACAGGCGGCUUUGGUGGGUAUCCAGGUGUUAUGGACCAAAGAAGCUGAGAUUGCAAUUAAAAGAGCUCGAGUGGACAAAAUGGCAAUGCGUAUAACCAAUCAAAGAUUCCUAGAUUUACUUAAUUCUCUAAUUGAUUUAACAUCCAAGGACUUAAGCAAAAUGCUGAGAACGCACUAUGAAACGAUGGUCACUAUUCAUGUUCACCAAAGGGAUAUUUUCGACAAUAUCUGUAAAUUGCGAGUCAAGUCUUUAUUAGAUUUUGAGUGGCAGGCUCAGUGUCGCUUCUAUUACAAUAUUGAAAAUGAUGACGUUAUUGUCCGAAUUACCGACGUCAUAUUUCUAUAUCAGAAUGAAUACCUUGGAAUUACCGAACGUUUGGCUAUCACUCCUUUAACCGAUCGAUGUUAUAUAACUCUGGCUCAAGCAAUAUGGAUCAACAUGGGUGGUGCUCCCGCUGGUCCAGCAGGAACUGGAAAAACUGAGACAACUAAGGACAUGGGAAGAACUCUGGGCAAAUUCGUUGUCGUAUUUAAUUGCUCGGAUCAAAUGGAUUUCAGAGGACUCGGCAGAAUAUUUAAGGGAUUAGCGCAGUCUGGUACUUGGGGUUGUUUUGAUGAAUUCAAUCGAAUCGAUCUCCCUGUCUUAUCCGUGGCUGCCCAACAGAUCUAUAUCGUACUUCAGGCAAGAAAAGAACGGAAAGCGGUGUUUAUCUUUAUGGACGGUGAUCACGUCAGCAUGAAUAUAGAAUUUGGAAUAUUCUUGACUAUGAAUCCUGGAUAUGCCGGUCGUCAAGAAUUACCUGAAAACUUAAAAAUUAUGUUUAGGAGUGUGGCAAUGAUGGUACCGGAUAGACAGAUUAUUAUUAGGGUUAAAAUGGCAUCUUGUGGUUUUAAAGAGAACAUUAUCUUGUCUAGGAAGUUUUAUACGUUGUAUCAGUUGUGCGAGGAACAACUAUCAAAGCAGGUCCAUUACGAUUUUGGACUAAGAAAUAUCCUGUCUGUUUUAAGAACUCUUGGUGCGCAGAAAAGAAGUCAUCCUUCUGAUACAGAAGAGACCAUUGUAAUGAGAGUAUUGAGGGAUAUGAAUUUAAGUAAAUUAAUAGACGAAGAUGAACCGUUGUUCUUAUCCUUGAUAGAAGAUAUGUUUCCGGGCAUUAAAUUAUCUACGUACGCCUGGAAAGACCUACAGAAAGCCGUUACGAACGUUUGCAUUGACAUUGGUAUAAUUAAUUAUCCAUCAUGGAAUUUGAAAGUCGUUCAAUUGUAUGAAACGUCUCUUGUAAGGCACGGUUUAAUGGUGCUUGGCCCUACUGGUGCCGGGAAAACAAAGUGCAUGCACACCUUAAUGAAAGCUAUGACGGAAACUGGAUUGCCCCACAGAGAAUUAAGGAUGAAUCCCAAAGCUAUCACUGCACCACAAAUGUUUGGGAGAUUGGAUGUAGCAACAAACGAUUGGACAGAUGGUAUUUUCUCUACGCUCUGGAGAAGAACGCUUAAAUUUAAAAAGACAGAUUACUGUUGGUUGGUUUUGGACGGCCCUGUUGACGCCGUAUGGAUAGAAAAUCUCAACUCUGUAUUGGACGAUAAUAAAACUUUAACUUUAGCUAAUGGGGACAGGAUAGUUAUGGCAAAUAACUGUAAACUUGUGUUUGAACCUGACAAUGUAGAUAAUGCUAGUCCUGCUACUGUAUCUCGAAUGGGUAUGGUGUUUAUGAGUUCUUCCGUUUUGCCAUGGCCCCCAAUUCUUGAAGCUUGGCUAAAAAAACGGGCGCAACAGGAGGCCGACACUUUGAGAACUUUGUUCAACAAAAGUUUCGGAGAUCUCCAUGGCUAUGUUCAAGCGAGACUGAAAGCUAAAAUGUUUGUUAGGGAAGCUUUGUACAUUCGACAAUGUUGUGAUGUACUACAAGGCAUAUUGGAUAUAUCAGAAGAGCCUAAGAACUGGACGGACAAACAACUGGAACGCCUCUACAUAUUUGCCGUAAUGUGGUCUUUGGGGGCGCUGCUCGAGCUGGAGGACAGGGUGAAACUAGAAGAUUUUGCUUUAGCGCACCCCUCAAAGUUGGACUGGCCAAAAUGCAAAGAAAACGAAACCAUAUUUGAAUACGUGGUAAACGCGGAAAAUGGCAAAUGGGAACAUUGGCGCGAACGCGUCGAAGAGUUUAUUUAUCCGAAAGAUUCUGUAUUGGAAUUUACAAAUAUAUUAGUACCGAAUGUGGAUAAUGUGAGAAGUGCGUUUUUAAUACAUACCAUUGCCAAACAAAAUAAAGCAGUGCUUUUAAUUGGUGAACCGGGUACGGCAAAGACAGUAAUGAUUAAAGGCUACCUUUCAACGUUUGAUACAGAUUAUAAGUUGAAUAAAUGUUUUAACUUUUCUUCAGCAACUACACCUAAUAUGGUACAGCGAAUUAUCGAGUCUUAUGUAGAUAAACGAGUGGGUACAACAUACGGUCCACCUGCUGGGAAGACAUUAACUAUAUUUAUUGAUGACAUUAAUAUGCCGGUAAUUAAUGACUGGGGAGACCAAAUUACCAACGAAAUAGUACGUCAACUUAUGGAAACUGGAGGCUUUUAUAGCUUGGAUAAACCAGGCGAUUUCUCAUAUAUCGCCGACGUUAUGUUGCUGUCAGCUAUGAUCCAUCCAGGAGGUGGUCGAAAUGACAUACCCCAUAGACUUAAAAGACAAUAUUGUAUAUUUAAUUGCACCUUGCCGAGCAUCACUUCUAUGGAUUUAAUCUUUAGACAGAUUGGUUGUGGAUACUUUUGUAUCGAACGGUUUGAGGAAGAAGUCGUUGAAUUCAUGCCAAAAUUAAUUCCAUUGACUAGACAUAUUUGGCAGAAAACGAAACAGAAAAUGCUGCCAACGCCGGCCAAGUUUCAUUACGUUUUUAAUCUACGUGAUUUAUCUAGAAUAUGGCAAGGAAUACUGACAGUUCAAAAUUUGGAAUGUCGUAAUAAAAAGAUGGCGUUGAAACUUUGGAGACACGAAUGUGAACGGGUGAUAGCGGAUAGGUUUACUAUAAUACCCGAUAAAGUGUGGUUUGUAAAUCUUUUAAAAACUGUAGCAGCCGAAGAACUGGGAGAUGAUUUUGAAGCUUAUCCGGAGGAGGAAACUUUCUGGGUGGAUUUUCUUAGGGAUCCCCCCGAACCAACGGGUGAAGAGCCAGAAGAUUUCUGCUUUGAUGCACCAAAAAUUUAUGAAGAAAUUCCUAGUUGGACUUUUCUUAAAGAAAGGCUCUUCGCAUUCAUGGCUGAAUAUAAUGAAGCUGUACGCGGUUCUCCAAUGGACCUGGUAUUUUUCCACGAUGCCAUGGUGAAUUUAAUGAUAAUAUCAAGAGUUAUUCGAACUCCUCGCGGCAAUGCUUUAUUAGUAGGAGUUGGUGGAUCAGGAAAACAGAGUUUAACAAGACUUUCAUCUUUCAUAGCUAACUACAAAAGUUUCCAAAUUCAAUUAACCAGAACAUAUAAUGUGAAUAACUUAAUGGAAGACAUGAAAGGGCUUUAUAGGGUGGGAGGAUUGGAAGGACGCGGAAUGACAUUUAUUUUUACAGACAACGAAAUAAAAGACGAGACAUUUUUGGAGAGUAUUAACAAUAUUUUAAGUUCAGGCGAAAUUGCUAAUCUGUUCGCCAAAGACGAGUUGGACGAAAUCCAAUCCGAAUUGAUUCCGAUAAUGAAAAAAAUUCAACCGAAGCGCCCUCCGACUGUAGAUAACCUGUAUGACUUUUUUAUUACGAGAUCUAGACAAAACCUCCAUGUUGUUUUAUGCUUUUCACCUGUAGGAGAGAAGUUUCGUAGCAGGGCUCUCAAAUUUCCCGGGUUAAUUUCCGGUUGCACGAUCAAUUGGUUCCAAAAAUGGCCUCAAGACGCUUUAGAAGAAGUAUCUGAACAUUUUUUGACACAAUACGAUGUUGUAUCAACUCCCGAAGUAAAAAGGGAACUUAUUUUGAUUAUGGCUGAAGUUCACGAUGGAGUAUCGGAUUAUUGUGAGAAAUAUUAUGACAAAUUCAGACGGAGAACCUACGUGACACCAAAAACUUUUAUAUCGUAUUUAGCUGCCUAUAAAGAACUUUAUAAGAAAAAAGUUGACAACAUAGAUAUGUUGGCGAUGAGAAUGAAAACUGGACUUUCCAAGUUAGUUGAAGCGCAGGCUAGUGUUGAUAUUUUAAGGCAAGAGUUAGCAGUCAAAGAGCAAGAAAUGACAGUCGCCACGGAAGCAGCUGAAAAAGUAUUAAAUGAAGUACUUGCUGCAAGUGAAAUAGCAAACAAAAUUAAAGAGGAAGCUACAGUGGUUAAAGAAAGGGCUGAAAACUUAGUAGAAUUGAUCAGCGUUGACCAAAAAGAGGCAGAACAGAAGCUGCUGGCGGCAAAACCCGCUUUAGAUGCCGCUGAAGCUGCUCUUUUGACAAUUAAAGCCGCUGAUAUAGCAACCGUCCGAAAGCUAGGAAAGCCACCAUAUUUAAUUUUGUUAAUUAUGGAUGCAGUGCUUAUAUAUUUUAAGAAACGAAUUGAGCCCACAAAGCCCGAUUUUGAAAAAAAUUUCUUACUUCCAUCAUGGACCGAUUCUCUAAAAGUUAUGGCAGAUACGAACUUUUUGAAGAAUCUCCAGAAUUAUCCUAAAGAUACAAUUAAUGCUGAGAUUGUUGACUUACUUCAGCCAUACUUAACUCAUUCUUUGUAUACAUACGAGGCUGCGAAAACAGCUUGUGGUAACGUAGCCGGUUUAAUUGCUUGGACUAUAGCUAUGUCUGCUUUCUUUGAAGUUAACAGGGAAGUAUUGCCACUAAAGGCUAACUUGACUAUUCAACAAGCUAAAUUAUCCAAGGCUCAAGAAGAAUUAGAGGCAGCUAUGGAAUUGCUUGCUACUAAAGAAGCAGAAGUAAGAGAAUGUCAAAAACAGUAUGAUGAGGCUAUGGCAUUCAAACAAGAAAUAUUUGAAGCUGCGAUGAAAGUUAAAAAUAAAAUGGAUGCUGCAACGGCGCUUAUCGAUGGGUUAGCAGGAGAACGAAUCCGAUGGACUGAGCAGUUGGCGCAAUUUAAGGCCGAAACCGAACGCCUAAUUGGCGAUGUCGUUUUACUGACUGGUUUCUUAGGUUAUACUGGUCCUUUCAACCAAGAAUUUAGAUCUGUUAUGCAACAGAACUGGCUUGAUUCUUUAAUUAGAAGAAAAAUACCAGUUACUCUAAGUAUAAAUAUUAUAGAUAGCUUAACGGAUAUGGCAACCAUCGGCGAGUGGAAUUUGCAAGGAUUGCCAACAGACGAACUUUCGAUACAAAAUGGCAUUAUUGUUACAACGGCUUCUAGAUUUCCACUUUUAAUCGAUCCACAAAGUCAAGGAAAAGCUUGGAUAAAGAUGAAAGAAAAACAAAAUAGCUUAAUAGUGUCCUCUUUAAGUCACAAAUAUUUUAGAAAUCACGUAGAAGAUGCUGUCUCCUUAGGUUACCCAAUGAUUAUUGAAGAUAUAGCUGAAGAACUAGAUCCUGUUUUAGAUAAUGUCCUUGAAAAGAAUUAUAUUAAGAUAGGAACUACUUUUAAAGUUAAAUUAGGAGAUAAGGAAGUUGAUGUGAACGCCGGGUUUAAGCUAUAUAUUACUACAAAAUUAGCUAACCCUAAUUACACUCCGGAAGUGUUUGCGAGAACAGCUAUCAUAGAUUUCACAGUCACAAUGAAAGGUUUAGAAGAUCAGUUGCUUGGAAGGGUUAUUUUGACGGAGAAGAAAGAGUUGGAAAUGGAGAGAACUACUCUGAUUACAGAUGUCACAGCUAAUAGAAGGAAAAUGUUGGAACUUGAACAGAAUUUACUAUAUAAACUAACAACGACUAAAGGAUCGUUAUUAGAUGAUGACUCUGUAAUUGAGGUGUUAAAUGUGACGAAAAAUACAGCUGCCGAAGUUCGUGAAAAGUUACAAAUUGCUAAAGAAACAGAAGUAAAAAUCAAUGCAGCUAGAGAAGAAUUUAGGCCUAUCGCCACUCGAGGAAGCAUUUUAUAUUUCCUGGUAGUUAGUAUGGCAAUGGUGAACUACAUGUAUCAAACAUCGCUAGUACAGUUUCUGGAAAGAUUUGAUGUGUCUAUGAACAGAUCCGAAAAAUCUGCUAUUAUUAGUAAAAGAAUUCACUUUAUAAUUGAUUAUCUUACUUAUGAAAUUUUCAAAUAUAAAUCGAGGGGCCUAUAUGAACGACAUAAAUACCUAUUUGUUUUGCUAAUGUGCUUGAAUAUCGACUUAGAAAGGGAACACAUCACACAUGACGAAUUUCAAAAUUUCAUUAAAGGCGGCGCAGCUUUAGAUUUAAAUGCCUGUCCUCCAAAAGCAGCAAAGUGGAUCAUGGAUCUAACUUGGUUGAACCUGGUUGAGUUAACCAAAUUGCGCCACUUCCAGUAUAUUGUACAACAAGUUACUGCUAAUGAUAAACAGUGGAAGAGUUGGUUUGACAAAGAUGCUCCAGAGGAAGCUAUAAUUCCAGAUGGAUAUAAUAAUUUAGAUACCUUUAGAAAACUUUUAGUAAUACGCUCUUGGUGUCCAGAUAGAACCAUCACACAAAGUCGUAAAUAUAUUGCUAAUUCUUUAGGGCUCAGGUUUGCUGAACCAGUUAUAUUGAAUUUUGAAUCAAUGCAUGAAGAAUCGAGACCUUUAACGCCUUUGAUAUGCUUCUUGAGCAUGGGCUCUGAUCCUACUCCGUAUAUUGAGAUGUUGGCUAAACGAUUAGAACUAAAGAGUAAAAGUAUUUCAAUGGGACAAGGACAAGAGGUUCAUGCUAGAAAAAUGUUAGCUCAAGCAAUGCAAGAGGGAUUCUGGGCAUUGUUGCAAAAUUGUCAUUUAUCGUUGGACUAUAUGCAGGAAGUGCUUCUUCAGUUUCUGGAUUUGGAGAAGGGAAUUGGCAGUGUUCAUCCUAAUUUUCGGCUUUGGAUAACUACCGAGGAGCACGAGAAGUUUCCAAUAAGUUUACUUCAGAUUUGUAUUAAGUUUACGAAUGAAGCUCCCUCGGGUAUAAGAGCGGGUCUUAUGAGAACCUACAGCUCUAUGAAUCAAGAUAUGCUGGAUUACUCAGAUGCAUGGCAGUAUAUACCAUUAGUUUAUGCAAUAUCAUUCUUGCACACUACUGUUCAAGAACGUAGAAAAUUUGGACCUUUAGGUUGGAAUAUACCUUAUGAAUUUAAUUCAGCCGAUUGGUUAUCGAGUUGCCUCUUUUUACAAAAUCAUCUGGAUGACCUUGAUCCUAAAAGAGGAAUUAGUUGGCAAACGCUGAGGUACAUGUUAGGAGAAGUGCAUUACGGAGGAAGAGUUACUGAUGACUUUGAUAAGAAAUUACUUAACACAUUCUGUAGAGUAUGGUUCAAUGAUGAUAUAUUUAAGGAAGAUUUUAUAUUUUAUAAAGGUUACAAAAUAGUGAAGUUUAAAAAUGUUACCGACUAUCUCGCCCACAUAGACGGUUUUCCUACCAUAGAUCCUCCUCAAGCAUACGGAUUACACUCUAACGCAGAUAUUACAUAUCAGACCAAUACAACUAUUGAAAUGUUUAAUGUUAUGUUGGCUAUUCAACCUAAAGAAUCUGGCGGAGGUGGUGGAGAAUCCAGGGAAGGUGCGGUGAAACGACUGUCUACGGACAUGUUAUCCAAAUUGCCCAAAAAUUAUGACCCGUUUGAAGUCAAAGAAAGGUUAAGAAUUAUGAAUCAUCUGAAUCCACUAAAUAUCUUUUUGAGACAAGAAAUAGACAGAAUGCAAAAAGUUAUUAGUUUGGUACGCGCUACUUUAACAGAUUUGUUGUUGGCAAUUGAAGGUACUAUCAUUAUGAGUGAGGCCCUUGGAGAAGCUUUGGAUAGUAUUUAUGAUGCUAAAGUUCCAUUUAUUUGGCUAAGAGGAUCGUGGGAAUCUAACACUUUAGGAUUCUGGUUUACUGAGCUAAUAGAACGUGAUGCUCAGUUUAGGUCUUGGUGUUUCAGUGGAAGACCGCCAUGGUUUUGGAUGGCCGGUUUUUUCAACCCUCAGGGCUUCUUAACCGCCAUGAAGCAAGAAGUAGCGAGAGCUCAUAAAGGCUGGGCUCUAGAUCAAGUCAGUCUCCAUAACGAGGUUACCAAAAAUAUGAAAGAAGAGAUAUUUAGUGCACCACCGGAAGGUGUAUUGGUUUACGGACUAUAUCUAGACGGAGCCGGUUGGGAUCGAAGGCACGUUAGAUUGACAGAAUCGACGAACAAAGUUCUUUACACGAUGAUACCCGUCGUUCAUAUAUUUGCGAUUUAUUCGACUGAUCCGAAACCAGCAACAUUGUAUACGUGUCCAGUGUACAAGAAAGCUAGACGAACAGGUCUUAAUUUUAUAACUACCCUGUGGUUGCAAACGGUGAAACCGCCAGAGCACUGGUGCUUGAGAGGAGUAGCUUUUCUUUGCGAUGUUCAGUAAAUCGA
Molecule: messenger RNA, 13824 nt
Organism: Sitophilus oryzae (rice weevil)
Lineage: Eukaryota; Metazoa; Arthropoda; Insecta; Coleoptera; Curculionidae
Gene: kl-3
Product: dynein heavy chain 8, axonemal
Exons: 65
Coding region: 62-13819 (4585 amino acids)
Biological process (GO): microtubule-based movement
Cellular component (GO): dynein complex
Molecular function (GO): minus-end-directed microtubule motor activity; ATP binding; dynein light intermediate chain binding
Source: RefSeq, a predicted model, not a curated record